AUGUCGGUACUCAGCAUUCGUCGAAGAUUUCCCAACAUGCAGCAAUUGAUGUUCCUUGGAAGAGGCAAUGUUCGCAUAUGUGACUUCCACGGCCACAUCAUUGGAUUUGACGACGCAAGACGUAGCUUCACCUUAGCAGCCGCUAAUUACAAUGCCACCAUCGAAGUCCAGGUUCUGCAAGAACGUCAAUACCAUCGAGUACGCCCAUAUCUUGUAACCCGUAAGCGACAUAAUCAGGAGAUUCGCUUCGAUGUCGACAUAAAUAAAAGGAAGUUCGACGUUAUUUUAUCGUCGAUCGAAGAUGUUGGUGGCCAAGGAAGGAGUAUGAUGGCAUCAAACUGCGAGAUGCCACCCCUGAAAGAGUUAGAAGAGAUGAUAGCGAACCUUCCAGUAUCACACCCACCAUCUGGUUCGCGAAGUGAGCAACAAAUACUGGGCUAUGUUGUCAGCAUCAACCGAAUGAAAGAAUCAUUCAAUCUUGGUAUUCUCGUUGGCAACGUCGAAUUCGAGUUGUCAGAAAAAAAUGGCGUUCGAUGGCAAAGGCUUCUAAAGUAUCUGCAGCCUCGAAUGGACGAUCAGACGCAGGUGUCAUUUACACUUCAGAUUACAGACACCAGUCUUUAUAUUGACAUAAAUUCGAUCAAAGAUAUUGAGUCGCCGUAUCUGAGUGCCGGCAUGCUCAUUGAGUGGUAG
Bacidia gigantensis is the source of this 693-nucleotide messenger RNA. RefSeq lists its product as uncharacterized. The record is from RefSeq and is a predicted model, not a curated record. Lineage: Eukaryota; Fungi; Ascomycota; Lecanoromycetes; Lecanorales; Ramalinaceae. The coding region runs from base 1 to 693 and encodes 230 amino acids. The transcript has 2 exons.